CUGAAGGGGAGGGAGGGAGCUGUGUGUACACACAUACUCGCUCCCUCCCUCCCCGACUUAGCCUGAGCCUCACCCAGGAGAGGAGCGUCUUCUCUCUGCUCUUGGAGCUGCCUCUGUUACUUCCCCGCCCAUCUGUGCUGUUAGCAGCACCAGCAAAGUUGGCCUCCAACUUGAACAGAGCCCAGGGCUCCAGCUUCCCGAAGCUCCUCGGGGGCAUCAGACAGGCCUCAGCCUCUGAACUCGGGCUGCCUGGAGAAGCCGACCCUGCCAUCUAGCCCUGGCUUCCCUGGGUGACACUUCUGCCCCUGACCUGUAGGCCCCUGGAUCUGGGCUGAGGAAUGGUGUGCUGAGGUCCCUCUGGAGCCGAUCGUCUCAGCCUGAAGCCCCAAGCCAACAUGGCCAACCCUGUGCAGCCUCAGUUUCCCUUGGCUCAGGAGCCCGGCACUGCCUUACCCCUGGACCUGCCAGAGAUGGAGAAACUCCUCACGAUGGUGGAAGGCAAGGAUGACAAGCCACUGAAGCUGUCCAAGUCCCUCUCCGGGGCCCUGGACCUGGAACAGAAUGGUCAUGGCCUGCCCUUCAAGGUGGCUUUUGAGGGGCGACAGGAAGCCACACUGCCAUGGUCUCCCUCUCGGGCCAGCUCUAGGAGGGCAUCCUCCGUUGCCACUGCCUCCUCUGCCCAGGACCGAGAAGUCCCCAAAGAUUACCUCAUCCUUGCCAUCGCCUCCUGCUUCUGUCCUGUCUGGCCGCUCAACCUCAUCCCCCUCAUAUUUUCUAUCAUGUCCCGAAGUAGCGUGCAACAGGGGGACCUGGAUGGGGCUCGGAGGCUGGGUCGCCUGGCCCGGCUGCUCAGCAUCACCUUCAUCAUCAUGGGAAUCAUUAUCAUCAUCGUGGCCAUGACCGUCAACUUCACAGUUCCAAAGAAAUAAAACCAACCGGGGCACUGCGCUGGUGGAGGCAGCCCUGGCCGGCUGGAGGCCUCCAAACUCACACACCCCACCUCCCGUGGGAGCACAGGACAGUGACGCCCCUGAGCCCCCAAAGCACGAACUUGAAGGGAAGCCCCCAGGUCUCCCCACUGUCAGCCCACAUUAGAUGCAAAAAGCAAGAAGAACGAAUAAUGUUGUUUCAUCUGAUGGACACGGUCCGGUGUUUGGCCUCGGUGUACUGGCUUGUUUCUUAUCCCUACGAUCUCCUGACCCACCAAGCAGCACAUAUUGCCUGUCGGAAGGGGAACCAGCCCCGCGGAGGAGAUGCAGAGGAGAUGGACCGGACCGUGCAGAGGAGAAACAGCACAUUCCCUGUGUGUCUGAUGAGCAGGAGCCAGGACGUGGGACUUUCUCUUUUGUAUUUUUGUGGGCGGGGUGGGGGGGUGCCCAGGUGUAAAAAAGAUUAUUUGCAUGCCUCGUGCCACAUGCUUGCUUCGAUCCCAGCUCAGAGGCUCAGCUGCCGCCCAGCACACACCCUGGGACCUCCUUGGGCACCCAAGAUGUGCAGGUGCCUGGAGAGAGGUGACGGGCCCCAUGCAUCACAGGGUGGAGGCACCAGAAGGAAUGCUGGUGAAGACAGGAAUAGGAACUGCACCUCUUCUUUAGCUUUUCAAUUUCAGGAUCAUCUCUGCUGAGAGCUCCGGUCUCAACACGUCUCCCCGGAUGACCCAGCCUGCCUCUUGCUCCCUCCCUACCUGUGCCGUUGCCUGGGGCCUGACCCCAGACCUGCUCAGCCCAUGAGGAGCCCAGACCUGAGCUUGCCUCCUGCGGCGGUCUCCCUGAUGGUCUAGGGUACAAACUUGGGACCCCAUGCAGAGUAGUUCCCAGCCCAGAAGCCCUUGAUACUCUGUGCUUUACCCUGUGUCCCUGGCCAUCCACAGACUACAAAGGCUUUCCCUAGAGGGGGUUUUGGGAACACCUUUGGUGGGGGACUUCCCAUGGGCUCCCAGGCUAUUAGCAGGGAGUGGGCUGGAGGGUUUGAUGAAGGUUUAGUGUUGAUUUGGUCUAGAGAGUUCUAAGAUGGAGGGAAGGGCCUGGCUGUAGGGGCCAGUCUUUGGGAGAGUGGGAGGCCCUGGGCUUGGGAAUACACUCAUGUGCCGGGAGGCAGGGAGUGACACUAUGGCUUCUGUGUCAGGACCUAAUUUGACAACUGAAAGGACUGAGCAGGGUCCUUUGACCUCCUGCCUGGUUUCUUGCCCUGGGAUUCUCCCCAGACUUCUACUGGCACAGGCUCUGCCCACAGGGGCUUCUCCUAGGCCCACCUACCUUGCUGGCUUCAGCUCCCAGGCCCUGCCCAGUAGCCAGUGGGCGUUAUGGCCCCUGUUGGGAGGGCCUGUUCCCAGCCACAGCCAGACUAGCCCCAGGCUGGCAGAAAUGGUUUCCCCGGCACCCAUUCAGAGCCCUCGUGCCUUCUCUCAGGUCCCCUGCCUGUCUCCCCGACACUCCUCAAAGCUCCUGGGAGGCAGCCUGUUAGCACAGAGGCUCUGUCUACCAGGAGGAGUCCCAAGUGCAGCUCUGAACCUUCUAGAAGGGCCUUGGUGGCAGGGGAGGGAUGCAGGGCCCAGGGGCACUGGGCAGAUCCCUCUGGGGCCCAGCAUUCCUGUUCCAGCGUCAGUUCCUCAGUUCCUCACCCAGGGAGCAAACUCCAGAAGGAGGGGCUGGCUUUGCUUUACAGGACCUCUGAGGCCCAAAUAGAGAUGUCUCUGUUGGGGGAGGGAGAGAGGGAGCCCAGAGUAUUUGUGUCACUUGCCAAGUCAGGUUGGGCCAGGAGCUGUCAUGAGGUCUAUGGAACUGGUCGCUCAUGAGUUGGUGGUCUCCUGGCAAGCCCUGGGGACCACAGCUUCAGCACCCCAGGGGGGGAAGAGAGAGGGUGACUAGCUGGUUUAGGCAUGGUCCUGUCCGGAAAAUGAUGGCCAAGGCGGGGUUGGUGCUGUGACUGGCAUACACACCCAGACCUGCCCUGGAUCUGCACAGGCACACACCUGUCCACACUCAAAGCCCAGAAGAGAGAAGCCACUGGCAGACAGCCACAGGACAGCGGGGGCGUCCUUCCGUUCAGGAGAGGACAACUUGGGAAACUUGUAGUUGUACCAAGGACGGAGCUCAGAGGCUCUGAGCAUUGUGGAGGCAGAGGCCCCUGGAGUCUGAUCCCUCUGGCCAGAGGACCAGGAACACUGCAGAGAGACUGGGGGGGGGGGGGGAGAGUCCCCUGACGCCUCCACCCACAGGCAGCCUGGCACCCCGAGGCCUCACCCCUUGCUGUCCCACCUCCACUGGAGGUCCGGCCGCUGGCCACAUGAACCCGGCGGUCCUCCAGCUUGGGGCGCUGACGCAGCCUCUCCCUGUGUCCCAGGGGGAGAACUACCCCCACCGCCACCCGGCAGGUGGCCCCUCUGUAUCGCUUGGCUUGGGAAGAAAUAAAGCUGAAAGUAAACAUGCA
Molecule: messenger RNA, 3429 nt
Organism: Nyctereutes procyonoides (raccoon dog)
Lineage: Eukaryota; Metazoa; Chordata; Mammalia; Carnivora; Canidae
Gene: TRARG1
Product: trafficking regulator of GLUT4 (SLC2A4) 1
Exons: 3
Coding region: 396-929 (177 amino acids)
Cellular component (GO): membrane
Source: RefSeq, a predicted model, not a curated record